UCGCUGCUCCCCGAGUUCGAUUAUUCCCAGUUAUCGCCGUAAUGGUAGUUGCUCGCCUCGUAAACACAGAGAAGUGACGUUCACCGCUGCACCUCCGUUCCCGUCUCGUGACAGGCUGUGAGACACGCGAGAUCGCGUCUCCCGGAUCCUCGCGUUCUCGACGAGCCCUUUUCUACACUUGAACGCGAAAGCCCGAGUAAAAUCUAUCGUAACAAUCGAGCGAUAUGGCCGCUGUAGCUCGCGAAUUCGUUCCGAUCCGCAGGAACUGAGCUCUCACGAGCUUGUUCCUCAACCGACCGAGUGAUCUCGUGGGACCGCUGCGUGGCGAAUAUCCCGGGUAUUCCCGAGAGCGAACCUCUCAAGGACGAUAGCUGUCGGUUUCCGAUAAUCAGGCAUGCACUCGACGCACCGUCUCGUAUCGUCGUCGCACCGUUGUUUGCCGGUGGUCGCCCUCGGAUGAACGUGCAUUCGUCGUUCAGUGCCGCGCCACCAUGAGCGAGAAGACUAGAAAGGUAGUAACCAGGUUCCAUCCGAUUCACGGUGACAAUAUCGUCCUGCGCGAGGACAACACUGUGGCGGUACGUACUACGAGCUUCGCCAACUCUGUAGCCUUCAGCGAGAAGCCGCUGCAACCUGGGGAGAUCUUCCUCGUGGAAAUCGAGAAGACGGAGAGAGGAUGGAGCGGACACAUGCGGCUGGGUCUCACCCUGAUCGACCCGGCUUCGGUCAACAAUAACCUGCCACAGUACGCGAUGCCCAAUCUUGUCAGACUGGGCAACACAUGGAUCUUUGCCAUAACGAGAAAUCAGACUAUUUGGGACUACACCGGCUAUGAUGAGGGCAUACCAUCCAGAGAGAAGAAACUGGUCACGGACGGGGUUAACGUUCAGACAUCGCGCGGUGUCAUUCCCUACAGUCUUCUGAGACCGAACACGCUUGGCUCUUCCCAAUAUAUAUUGCCUACGGAUGCUGGUAGUCGCAUAGGUAUCAUGUACGUGCCACAAGCAGGCUCUGACAAGGCGGAGAUGCACUUCAUUAUUAAUGGCGAGGAUCAAGGCGUAUGCGGGAAGGAUAUCCCUUACAAGGCUGGCCCUUUGCGCGCGGUGGUGGACGUCUACGGCACCACGAAACAAGUUCGGAUAGUUCAACUGUACGGGGUGUCGACCCUGCAGAGCGCGUGCCGCGACGCCAUUCUGCAGUACACGAAGAGGAACGCGGUGAAUCUGCUGCCGCUGCCGAGGUCGCUGAAGGACUACCUGUUGUACCAAUCGCAAUGAGAACCGGGUCACUCCCUUUCGCGGAGCGCGUCAUGAUCCUCUUUUUUCCUACUUCACACGCAGUGAUAUAUCUCUCUUCAUACAUGGCAUACGCGAUUACGCAUGUUCUGUUACAAUUCAAGACUGACGACGGGUCGACCCGUUAUGUUCGCGCACGAAUUCAUUCUUUUGUAUACACGUGUCUUUUCUACGGAUGGAUGGAUGGAUUGUCUUCUCGUCGAACGUGAAAUUCCCUUUUCCUCUCGCGCUUUCAAUUGUAAAUUCCCCCCUCCCCGGGAAGGGGAAACGGUAAAUCGUCGUGUGUAAAUAGUGUAACAAAAUGUUUGUCUCGCAGGAACGAAUUAAAGUAGAGAGAGAAAGAGAGAGAGAAGAAAGAAAAAAAAAAUGAAGAAGCAACAGUCACAAUCGACUCAAUGUGAUACAGCGAAAAAAUUGUGAGGGCGGCGGGCGAACGCGCUCGCGAACGCACGCCGUAAAGUGAUCAUCUGUAGGGCAUGCGUGUAUAACGCCAUAUGUAGGACUUAAGGCAUAAUCUUUUCCAUGGUUACUUUCGUUCCAGCGGAUACACCUCGUUUCUCCGGUCACGGAGAUACGGGACGUAGAGUUAAGUUUUGCAAUUCACGCUGUUGUACGAACAUGCGGGGAACGAAUGAGAUACUAAUAUAAAAGCGUCCAAAGGAAACCUGUUUUACAAAAAAGAAAAAAGAGAAGAAAAGAGAAGAAAAAUAAAUGUUCUUAUGAAAUAAUUUAUAAGAUA
Dinoponera quadriceps is the source of this 2034-nucleotide messenger RNA. RefSeq names its product neuralized-like protein 2. NCBI's taxonomy places the organism in Eukaryota, Metazoa, Arthropoda, Insecta, Hymenoptera, Formicidae. Gene Ontology annotation, molecular function: ubiquitin protein ligase activity. The transcript is spliced from 3 exons. The coding region runs from base 492 to 1277 and encodes 261 amino acids. Gene Ontology annotation, biological process: intracellular signal transduction. The record is from RefSeq and is a predicted model, not a curated record.